This is a messenger RNA of Rhodamnia argentea, 1511 nucleotides long. RefSeq names its product homeobox-leucine zipper protein HAT5-like. The transcript is spliced from 4 exons. Bases 496 to 1341 code for a protein of 281 amino acids. Gene Ontology annotation, cellular component: nucleus. Gene Ontology annotation, biological process: positive regulation of DNA-templated transcription. Lineage: Eukaryota; Viridiplantae; Streptophyta; Magnoliopsida; Myrtales; Myrtaceae. Gene Ontology annotation, molecular function: DNA-binding transcription factor activity, RNA polymerase II-specific; sequence-specific DNA binding. The record is from RefSeq and is a predicted model, not a curated record.
UCAGCACUUCAAACUUUAGUUGCGGAAAAAGAAACGCCCGAGAAGCUCCUCCGUUUACCACCUCGAAACUCCGGCGACUCUCUGAAGCUUCGCCGUUUCGCCGGACGAACCGUCUCUCUCCAAUCGAUCGGUCCCCAUGGAGGUCUCGUCCUUGUAGCCUCCGCUUCGUCGCCGUCGGAGUCUCGGGAUUCGCGGGGAGGAGCUGGGAAGGGCUGUUGCAGGGAGUGGCAUGAUGGGAUUUUGCAUAUGCCCGUUGGAUACUCCGGCGAGGUUGCUCUGGAGCACCAGCUUCUUCCGCCACAAGCUCAUGUUGUUCUAAUUUUUCGCGACAUCCCUAGCUCGUGUUUACUAGUACUACUAUCUAUAGUACCGCCGGUCGCGGGCUAAGCGGUCUCGUGUCUCGCCGGAGUCGGAAUCUCCUUCCGGCGGGCCUCGCCAGAGGAGUGACUCUCCGGAGAUUUGCGACGCGGACGAAAGUACAGAGAGAUUGAGAGGAUGAAUUCUAUGGAGUCCGGACGAUUUCUCUUUGAUCAAUCUGCGUGCCACGGCAACAUGCUGUUCCUUGGGAGCAGAGAUUCGCUUUUUGGAGGAGGGGGAUCAGCUAUGGGAAUUGAGGAGGCCGUGAAGAGGCAAUCGAUUUUUAGCUAUCCUGAUGAACUUUACAACGAGGAAUAUUAUGAUGACCAGGCACCGGAAAAGAAGCGCCGCCUCACUCCUGAGCAGGUGCAUCUGUUGGAGAAGAGCUUUGAAGCAGAGAACAAGCUGGAACCAGAGAAAAAGACCCAGCUGGCAAAGAAGCUGGGCAUGCAGCCGAGGCAGGUGGCUGUGUGGUUCCAGAACCGUCGAGCCCGGUGGAAGACAAAGCAGCUCGAGAGGGACUAUGAUGUCCUCAAGUCAUCUUAUGACUCCUUGCUCUCGAAUUAUGACUCCAUCAAGAAAGAGAAUGAGACGCUCAAAUCUGAGGUCAAUUCCCUGAACGAGAAGCUGUCACCCAAAGAUGUCGCCGGAGCACCGGCCUCGGGUCAAAGUCCACAUGCACUUCAAGUGGAGGAAACCCGAGAUUCAUCCCUCGGGCUUGUGAUGAAGGUGGAGGACCGCCUGAGUUCCGGAAGUGGCGGGAGCGCCGUGGUGGAUGAGGAUGGGCCGCAGCUUGUGGACAGUGGCCAUUCCUAUUUUCAAUGCGAUGACUACCCAGGAUGCUUGGUAGCCAUCGACGGGGUGGCGUCGGAGGAGGAUGAUGGAAGCGAUGAUCGCCGGGUUUACUGCUCGGGGAUUUUCGCCGCAGCUGAAGAGCCGCAUCAAGAGGGAGGCGUGCCUAUGGGGUGGUGGGCGUGGCCCUAGUUUUAGGUUUUUACCUCGGUGUCUAUGUUCUCAGUAAAUGGUUCAAGUCACUAUGUACUCGUGACCCUAUGCAAUGUUCCACGAAGGCGAGGAAACUGUAAAACUUUACCGGUGUAGCUGAAAUCCUGAAAACUGAACUUUGGAAAUGAAUAAAACCGAAAUGUUCGGUC